AUGCAUUCGCUGUUCUCAGAACUUAAAGAGCCCGUGGCCCCCGCAACCGGCAUCCCGGACAGCUCCACCAUGGUGGGCCGCGUCUUCAGGAUUGCCAUCCCGGCCCACCUGCGCCCAUCCGGGAGGGAGGAAGUGAAGAUCUCGGAGACCGGGAAGGAGACUUUGCCGUUGUGGUUACACCGGGACGGUGACGUGUUGGAGGGACUUCCCCUGGAGGGUGAUAAAGGGAUGUAUGAAAUUUCUGUGACAACGUUUUUGGUGGCAGAAAAUGGAAGUGCCGUACUGCAGGCUACAGACGUCUUCUCCAUUGAGGUCCAUCCUGAGGACCAUAGCGAGCCUCAGUCUGUUCGGGUGACGGGCCAAGAGACCAAUGACAUCGCACCUUUCCUGUGUGGCCCCGAAGAGCCCAUCACUAUUCUCACCGUCAUUCUGGACGCGGACCUGACAAAAAUGACCCCCAAGGACAGAGUGGAUGUCCUGAAGAGGAUGCGGGACUUCUCUGAGGUAGAACUGUACCAGAUGAAGUUGGUCCCUGUUGUAAAUAACAGACUCUUUGACAUGUCGGCUUUCAUGGCCGGGCCCGGCAACGCCAAGAAAGUGGUUGAGAAUGGAGCUUUGCUGUCGUGGAAAGUCGGCUGUUCUAUGGAUCAGAACAGCGUUCCAAACAUCAGUUCUGUGGAGGUUCCAGCUAAAGAAGGCACAAUGUCUGCCCAACUUGGCUACCCAGUUGUCGGGUGGCACAUUGCCAACAAGAAGCUGCACACUCCUAAGCGGCUAAGACGACAGAUUUAUACUACCCCAACCCCCGUUACCGCCAUCGGACCACCGACAAGUGCCGUCCACGAGCCUCCCGUCAGAAUCGUUCCAACUCCCACUUCACCUGCCAUUGCCCCUCCUACAGAUACAACCGCUCCCCCGGUCCGGGAGCCCAUUCCGCUCCCCGGAAAGCCCACCAUCACAAUAAGAACCAGGGGCCCCAUUAUGCACACUCCAACACUUGGCCCCAUCCACCCAACCAAGUUGGAAACAACCAGUGUGUUCCCGGGGCCUAUCCGCCCAACGAUGACAAGGCCUUCAUACAUAGAACCAACAGCCGCGGUCACACCUCCUUCUGCCACCACCAAGAAACCACGGGUGACCACCCUGAAACCGGCUACAGAUUCUACGACUACCACGACCAAGAAGCCAACCAAAAAACCAAGGCCUCCUAAAACCACCAAAACACCAACGACGAAGGUCGAGACCACUUCCCCAAGCCGCCCCCGCAGCUCUACCAGCGGCAUGCCGCGGCCCUUCAACACCGAACCCGAACUCAAAAACCACAUUGAUAAAGUUGUUGCGUGGGUGGGAACCUAUUUCGAAGUGAAGAUUCCACCGGACACGUUCUACGAUAAGGAAGAUGGCACCACCGAUAAUUUAAGGCUGACGCUGGAGCCCAGAAAGAAUGCCAGCCUACGAGACAAGACAUGGGUGAUCCUCAACAGUGCCAGCCAAGUCAUGUACGGCAUGCCUGACGCCAUCCACGUAGGUGACCACGAGUACUACCUGAAGGCCACAGACAAAGGCGGUCUCACUGCAGUGGACGCUCUAGAGAUCCAAGUCCGGAGUUUGUUCAGUAGAGAGCCCUCGCCGGUGAAGUUCAGCGGCAAGUUCCAGGGAGACUACAACUCCGUGGUCAACGAUAUCAAUAAGAAGAUCCAGCUGGUGAAGAAGCUCGGCUUGGCCUUUGGUGACCGGAACAGCAGCUCGGUCACCGUGCAGAAAAUCAGCAAAGGUUCCAUCGUGGUGGACUGGACCAAUAACACCAUCCCGGUGGAGCCGUGUCCCAAGGAGCAGAUCGAGGUCAUAGCCAGGAAGAUUUACGAUGAGAACGGCAAAGUCCGGCCGCAUUUCACCGCCGCCCUGGAGCCCGAGUUCAAGCUUGAGAAAAUCGACGUGUCCCUCGCCGGCAGCUGCCGAAACUCCCACAGCCAUUUCUCCAUCCCCCUGACCCCCGAGGAGCGCGUGGUCACCAUCGUGGCCCCCACCGUCGCUGCCGACAGAAACCCAGAGAAGAGCAGCGAGGACGAUGUGUAUCUCCACACCGUGAUCCCAGCGGUGGUGGUGGCCGCCAUCUUGCUGAUCGCCGGCAUCAUCGCCAUGAUCUGCUACCGCAAGAAACGGAAAGGCAAGCUGACCAUCGAGGACCAGGCCACGUUCAUCAAGAAGGGCGUCCCCAUCAUAUUCGCCGACGAACUGGACGACUCCAAGCCGCCUCCCUCCUCCAGCAUGCCGCUGAUCCUCAAGGAGGAGAAGGCCCCCCUACCACCCCCCGAAUACCCAAACCAGAACGUGCCGGAGACCACCCCCCUCAACCAGGACAACUUGGGGGAGUACACACCGCUAAGGGAUGAGGACCCUAAUGCCCCCCCGUACCAGCCUCCCCCACCUUUCACAGCACCCAUGGAGGGCAAAGGCUCGCGCCCCAAGAACAUGACCCCCUACCGGUCACCACCCCCUUACGUACCCCCUUAAUGAACAUGGUCCUCGGAGGAGGGAGAGUCGGGGGCUGGGAGUUCCUGACUGAACUUUGUAGCCUGCAAUCUACUGCCCAGACAACGGAGAGCAUUGCUGUUAUAAG
Molecule: messenger RNA, 2620 nt
Organism: Nanorana parkeri
Lineage: Eukaryota; Metazoa; Chordata; Amphibia; Anura; Dicroglossidae
Gene: DAG1
Product: dystroglycan 1
Exons: 2
Coding region: 1-2514 (837 amino acids)
Biological process (GO): morphogenesis of an epithelium; axon guidance; muscle attachment
Cellular component (GO): sarcolemma; dystrophin-associated glycoprotein complex; dystroglycan complex
Molecular function (GO): laminin binding; calcium ion binding
Source: RefSeq, a predicted model, not a curated record